GCAUGUAUGAGAGCAGAGAGAGAGAGAAACAGAGACAGAGAGGUAUCCUCGACGCCGUCUCUCGUCGCGCCUGCGCUUUUCAUGGAAAAGCUCGGCUCGUUCUCUCGGUCCUCGUCGGUCGUAGCCGUGAUCCUCCGUUCCGCCGGUGUCGCCCACCUCGAGCUCAGUGAGCCGGUGUGUGAGCGCCGCGACGCCUAGAACAGCACUGUCGUCGUCGAACGUUGUCAUCAUCGUUGUCGUCGCCCUCAUCGUCGUCGUCAUCGUCCAUCGUCGUUCCCCGUCAGUGUGGAUUUGGCGACGGUUUCACGUUUUCCCCGAUUCUCGUCCUCCUCGUCGUCGUCGUUGUCGUUGUCAUCGUCAUCGUUGUGGUUCUUUUCGAUCGAGCGCCGUCUGUCCUCGUCGUCCUCGUCGCCGCCUGCGGUCAUCGUCAUCGUCGUUGUCAUUGUCAUCAUCUCAUUGCUCUCGAUCGUAUCACGGUGGUGCUGGACGCUAUCUGAGAGGCACGCGACUACUUGGAGCGAUUCUGUGCGCGAGUCGCAGUCGGCGCGGAAAGAGAGAGACAGAAGAGUGCAGUAUACUACCCCUCGUCCCUCUCCUCCUACUCCGUCUAUCUGUGUCUCCUGCAAUUUCUCUCUUUCUCCUCUUAUUCAUCCUCUCUCUCUCUUUCUCUGUAUAUGCACGCUCUCGCCCUCUGCUGCAACCCUUGCCGCCGUCAUCGCUCUCUCUCUCUUUUUCUCUCUCUCUCUCUCGUUCUCACUAUCAAGUUUAUCGCACAACGGCGUUCCGCUGCUCGUUGUACCGUGUUCGGCCACUAUAUCAUCGUCUUUUUCUCGUUAUCAUUGGCUCACGUGCUACGCUACACAGAUAUACGGCGCUCUUCGACACAGAUCUCGAUUUUCACAUCCCGCGAGUUUUCUCGUCCGCUUCGAUAUCUCUCGACGAGACGACGACUGCAUAGAAGCAAGUGGAACGGCAGACGAGAGCAAAAGGGAUAGAGAAAAGAAGUAAAUCAGAGGGAACGAGGAAGAAAGAGAGAGAAGGGAAGACUGAAAAACGCGACGCGCAGAAGAGGACAAAGGAUGUGUAGACGCCGUAGCAUCGUGCCUGCAGGACCUCCGAGGUGGACAUCCGUGUAAGAAAAUAUAUUCGCGUGACGAGUCCUCAAACUUUUGCCUCGGGCGUGCAUUCUCGUGUAUAGAGAGGGAAAGGGGGGGAGACAGGAAGUGGGGGAGAGAGGAGUCAGGACGCUUGUUACACGGACAGGGAGGGCGUUAGAGCGAGAGCGCGGGAAAGAGGAAGAAAGAGAGAGUGUGAGUGUGUGUAUGUGUGUGUGUGAGAGAGAGAAAGAGGGAUAGAGAAGGAGCGAACGGGAUAGAUAGAGGAGUGGCUGGGAGGGGAACGUACGACAGAGAAGAUAGCGAUGCUCGAACGUGAUGCUAUGCACAACCGCGAGGGUUGUUUCGAACGACGACGGUAAAUCGAAUGAUCAUUUGAUUCCUUUUGGAUUGCGUGAUAACGUAUAACGCGCAGAGUCACGUACUGCGUGUCGCUGCGAGCGCGCCUUGCGGUUGCACGACGGCGAUCAACGCGUCGGCGGAUGACAGGAAACCCGCGAGGGAUACGUCACAGGCCGAUACGUUGUCCCGAUACGUCGAAUCUCGGCACGCUCGCUCGCAAGAAAUCGUGUCGAUGUCUGCAUAUAUAAUCGUUCUUACGUAUUUGUCACAUUUGCUUGCACGCAAUUGUUGGUGUAUAUUUGUUAUAUAUUUGAGAUGAUCGAUGUAUGCACGUUGGUGGUGUUAUUGUCCGACGUCGAUUUGUAUCAUACCGAUAAUGAUUCGUACUCGCGUCACUAAUUGAUUGUCGUAGAUUAAAAAAAGAUCCAAGUAUUAUAUGUAUAUACUUGAAAGUUUAAAUGAUCUUGUCUUUACACAAAACAUCUCAUUAUCAGAAUUAUAUUUUACACGAGUUUUUUAGACAUGGACGGAACAGUUAAACUUAGUCUUAGAUAUCUUUUUUAGAUAUUAUUAAUUUUGACAUUUAAAUUUCUCCCUUCUCGAUUUAUGAUAUUUAUUUAGUGAAUCUCAUUCGCGUUCGUUCCCAAAUGUUGCCGCGUUUAAUUCUAAGUCUUAUGUAUAACAUGAAGAUUCCAUUCAAUGUAACAUCGUGGGAUGAAAAUCAGAUAGAUUUUAAUAUUAAAUAUGCGAUGUGAAUAUGGACUGAUGAUGUAACAUCUGUCCUUGAUGUACCUUUGUAAUAUAAAUGCAUGCGUCUAUAUGGAUAGCUUUUAUAUGAAAAGAAUCAAGAGCCUUUAUAUUAAAACUGAGAAAUUGAUUUAUUUUCAAAGAAAUAAUAUAACAUUUUGUACUAUACAUAUAAGAGCAACUUAUGGCACGCUUUAAUUUAUUUAAACUAGAGAGUGAGGGGUAGAGAGAGUUGAUAGACUAAUAAUGUAUAUAAAUCUAUAAAUAUACUUUAUAUAAAAGUCAUCCACAAUCGAAUUCAAAUAUCCAAGCAGAAAUAUGUGUCACAUGAAUAUGUAAACUAGAUAUUUCUUUAUCUGUGUGCGCGAGUAAUAAAUAAUAAAGAUUUUCGCUACCCUUAGUAUUAUGUCAUUCUUCGAUUUCAUCGCAAGAAAUACACAAUACUUUGCUUCAACCAUGACCUGUUGAAUAUCACAAAAGAAAUUUCCUAUUAUAAUUUCAGAAAAAGAUACAUUUUUUUUCAAUAAAGAUAUUUGGAGAAUUGCAUCGCGCAAAUAAUGAAAUGCACCACAAAUAACAAAAAGUCGGAUAAAUGCGCAUAAAUUCAACGUGAAAAACGAUUGGAGUAACAGUAUUAAUUUCGUAUUAAAUGUUCUAUUGGCUUCGCAUAUACUCGCAGUGUCACUUUUACAUUUAAUAGUUUUUUUUUUUUUUAUUAAUGAAAUUUAACUUGCUGUAUUUUUGCCUCUUAUCCUUUUUCAAUCUUUUUAGAAUGCUCUAUCACAAAAAUAAGCACAUCAGUCUUUUUUAACACAGUAUAUGUUAACAUAUAUGUUAACACGGUAUAUGUGUGAUGAUACACACAUGAUUAUCAUUCAUUCACCGAAUCUUCUCUAUCUAAUACGUACAAAUAAAUGAUGAAAAUAAAAUGUUUGAUGUCUUUCGUAACUCUUCCCAGAAAAAAAAACAAGAUAAUAACUAUUUAUUUGUGCGUAUUCACAAAUUAGAGCAAGUGAUAAAAUGGUAAGUUCAUGCUCAGUCAACACCAUGCUCUAUAUCAGUCUGUUAACAUUAAAAAAAUCUGAUGAUACUUCAGCUAUCUAUAAGUUCAGAUAUGUAUUUCAUUCACGCUUUAAAAUGCUUCUAUUGAUUGAGCCAAAAAGAAUAUUUGUUUGCAUUAAAAGUUUACAUUACACAAUUGAUGUAUAGAUUAGAUUUUAUAAACUUGACGUGGUAAAUCAAAGAGAGCAGACAAUUUAAUUUAAAUAAUAAAAGCAUUUCUUUUAAUAUAAACAGACAUCACAUAAACAAAUAAAAAUACAAAUAGUAUUGAUACGAAUGAUAAAAUCAUUUACAAGAAAUCUCAUAGUUUUUCUAUUUGAGAAAAAUGAUGAUAAUUAGUCUCUCUCUUAUGAUUUUCAAUCUUAUAUAGAGCGUUACAUUAACAAGAAAAUGCCAAAUGCAAAUUUGAAUUUAAAAUGAAUAAAAUGGAAAAAAUGUGUAAUAAAGAUAAAAAAUUGUAAAACUUGUGGAAAAAUAAUGUGUGAAAUACUAUAUGAAAACAUAUAAUGUUUGUGUAAUAACUAUAAAUCUUUCUUGAAACUACUGACGAGAGAUAAAUCAGAGAGAUAACAUCUGCAAAAUAGCACUUCAAAUGUAACGCGCUAUGUAACCGGAUAUAAUCUCGUGGCGAAGCACGGACUUUUGGCUCUUGUGAUUUAUCAACGCGUUUUACACGAUGUCGGGCGAGGAAAGCUGAUUAUUUUCGGCGUGAAUUCAGAUCGCUCUCGUUGCGAAAUGGAACGCUUUUAACGGUGCUUACACCGUAAAAUAGGAAGCUGAUACCAGGCGCGUAUCAGCGUUAUCGCAUAAUAUGAAUUUAUACGACGAUGCCUUUCUAUUACGACCGGCGAUGGUGGCAGCGACGGCGGUGGAGUAAUAUUACCAAGUCGCCCCGUUGUAAUGUAUAGCCGUAUACGUGCGGCUCUUUCUCUCUCUCUCUCUCUCUCUCUCUUUCUCUCUCCGCGGCCCAUAAAGCGAAUAAUAUAGCUCGCACGCAAAAUGAAAUAUUUCAAUUGCGGGACUCGCGGUAAUUGUGCGCGCGAGCGCGUCGUUUCAAUUAUCCUAACGAAUUACGGCGAACGCGAAUUUCGACGCACGCGCGGAUUCCAAGAGCGGAUCUCACGCGCCCGGUCUUCGAUCGAGCGAUCCGGAUGUGACAUUCAAAAGGACGCGCGGGGAAUAUAAUGAAUAUGUAAAUAUUCAACGGUGUGCACGGCACGUUGCCGCUUGUAAAUAGCGGAAUGUGUGUAACAGGUGGUGCGAUGUCUGUCUCGCCCGGUGUCUCGCUCUUAACAAUGACGUAUAGAUCGACUGCGGGCCGCGAUGAUGUAAUACUGACGGGUGGAUAUGGGCCUUCGGGCCCUCGCAACGACGCCGUACACGACGUAUCGAGUUCCUCGCGCUUUAUUAUAGCUGGUGUUCACGAGCACCGAAUGCACACGCCCGUUCCUUUGUUCGUUCGUAUGCGAUACACACAUGCGUGCGUUCGUAUACAAGAUACGUAUACAAGACGUGCAACACGCGGGGUCUGCGGGCGCAGAACGUGUACGACGGGCAAUAAAAGUUAACGGCGCAUUCCUACGAUCGCACGCCAUCGCGCAAUAAAAAUUUUACGCGAGCCAUAAAUAAUUACAACAAAUACACGUAUCGUUUCUUCUCGAUUGUUCGUCUGAAGCCUGAAUUUUCGGGUUAUCGUUCCGCCCACUCGUUAGAACCUCGAACCUCGACACCGACACUCGUUUUUACUCUCUUUCUUCGUCCUUAUAAAGAAACCUUUCCAGACCCCUAUAGGAGUUACGCGAAGUUCGAUUUUAUGAACGGCAUAUGAAAUGCGCGAACUCGCGCUUUGCGCAACUUUUGCAGCUCGUAUAUAUAAGGUUUCUUUUUAAUUAAUUUAUUAAUGCAAACUAAAAGUUAGAAGCGUAAUUAAAACGAACUUGAUAGAGAGGUGCAAUGAUCAAAUAUACAAGCGCAAGUGCAUAUAAUUCAUUUUAGUUAAUUCAUUAAUUUACUAAAAUUAUAAAAUUUUGCUAAUAAUAUGUAAAUCGUAUUUUUAUAUAUGCACACACGUUUUGGGGAGAAGAGAUUUACGUUCAAAAUUAUAAUCUUCGACGAACGAAUAGGAACGAUAAAAAGCAAUAUGAGGAUACUACAAUCGGUACGCGAUUCGAAAGUUAAACCCAGGCAAUAAAGAGCGUAUCAGAUAGCCGGAUGAAGUAUACUAGCAACAAAACUCAUCAACAUGGAUUACAGUUUCGCUUUACAUCCCGCAGACUGCUGUCAACUAUGAUAUAAUCGUCCCUCCAACUUCCUCUCGACCUCCUCAUCAUCGACGCAUCGUGACUACAUUGUCGUCCACGCUGCAAGAUGAACAAACGAUUUCUGAGGAAGUACGUAAUGCGUUCGAUGCGCUGUGAGACAACGAGAUGAAAUCGCGCGGUGUUAUUAUUCGAAAGAUCUGAAUCGAUUCGCGUCGCGUCGGGUAAAGCUCGACAGUGGUGAUGCGCGGCCAGAUAAUCAUGAUAACCGAGCGUGUUUUUAUCGCAAUGUUGACAAAACAGUCGAGGAACGUAUACGAAACGCACGUGUGAUCCUGCAUCGAGUUGACUAGCCGCUUGGAUCCCACGUGUGCAAGCACGGACGCAUCCUUCGAAAAGCAGAUCAUUCUCCAGUAAUCGUUUCAGAAUGAAUGUAACGGCAAUAUAUAACGUUGCGACGAGCACCGCGGCAAGCGUCAUCAGUGCCCAAUCUGAAAUAGAAUUGAACAAGGCGUUAAAUGGCGUCAUCGACGCUAAUUAUGUUUCGCCGGUCACCUUGUCGUCGGCCUGGUCCAGAGUCGCCCGACUUCUGUUGUUGGCCUCUCUCGCCGUCGGCGGGAGCGUGGGCAAUGUCUUCAUGAUAUCCGCCGUUGUAGUAGAAGAUCAGCUCAACAAACGAGGAAACGCAUUCCUCGUGAACGUGGCGCUGGCGGAUUUGGUGGUAACCGGACUGGUAAUACCGGUCUCGGUAAUUGUAAUCCUGGCGGGCCACGAAGAGUCCCUGGCUACCUGCCGAUUCGAGUGGACCCUCGAGGCCCUUUGCUUUUUGGUGACCGUACUGACGCUGGCCGCAAUCGCCUUCGAAAAUUACGCACGUCUGUGUCUGCCCGCCGAAAGAUACGCCAAUGUAACAGCAUGCCAUAUAACAGCCGUAAUUGUUAUCCUCUGGCUGCUCGCCGUGAUUGCGGUAGUCUUACAAUCAACCUUCGACGUGGGUCCUGACUUUUGUCGUCGCAGGCUCGACGGCAUCGCAAUGGAGCAAGUGGUGGGUGCGAGUCUGCUGGUCGGAGUGCCUGCUCUGAUAACGAUUUUCUUCUACGUGAAGCUGGUGAUGCGCGUGCGACGUGCCACGCGGACGUACAAACCUCCGGCCGCCUUCUCCUGGGACUACGAGCUUACCAAGACGAACAUGUGCAGCUGCGUAAUGUUCGCCGUGUUCUGGCUGCCGUUCGGUUUGGCGGUCUGCGUGAAUUCCUUCAGGCCGAUCAGCAUCCCUGUGCUCUACAAUCUGGCCUGGUUCGCUCUGUCCAAGUCCUGCUUCAACAAUCUACUCUAUUGCGUGGCGGACCGCCACUUUCGCAGCGCUUACGUCAAGCUCUUCCACUACUGCUGUUGCAAGACCACGGUGAGCUUUUCAAGGAGGCCGCGCGGCGGCGAGGGCGGCAGAAAUUCCAGCGAUGUGCGUCUUAGAGUGCAUAUUAUUCACUCGUACGCGAGUCCGUCGUCCUGUCGGCCGGCUGUGGCCAGAGCGAACGGACGUGACGUCUACGAGCUCUAGACGCGACGCAACGCACGUGCAGGACGCACAAAACAGGAUGAUAAAGAUAUCCUCGUUACCAUCUGUCUGGACCCGCUUUGCUGCGCAAUGAGAGUCCAUUCUUGCGAGAUGAGGCAAUCAUUGUGUCGACGCACAAACGACAUCGCACCGGGACUGUCUCCGG
Molecule: messenger RNA, 7245 nt
Organism: Formica exsecta
Lineage: Eukaryota; Metazoa; Arthropoda; Insecta; Hymenoptera; Formicidae
Product: melatonin receptor type 1B-like
Exons: 5
Coding region: 5952-7082 (376 amino acids)
Biological process (GO): G protein-coupled receptor signaling pathway
Cellular component (GO): membrane
Molecular function (GO): G protein-coupled receptor activity
Source: RefSeq, a predicted model, not a curated record